GCCAUGGUGAAGCGGCUGCGCAAGGGCGGCGGCGACCGGCCCAUGGCGUCCCGGGAGAUCGACCUCGCCAAGCUCGACAUCCACCACCGGGAAUCGCCCGGAUCCUUCGGCAGCUUCUGCAGCGCCACCUACAAUGGCAGACAGGUCCUAGCUAAAGUAUUGGAGUGGGGAGAAGAUGGCUUUAUGACAGAGGCUGAAAUUUCUACUCAGAGCGAAGCAUUCAGGAAGGAGGUUGCUGUCUGGAAGGAUCUCAAACACCGAAGUGUUGCAAGGUUCAUCGGUGCAUCAAUGGAUACCACUGACCGUAGCAUUCCGGCCGAUAGCGGCGAGAGCAGUGCACCCAGAGAUCUGCCAGAGAGAGCCUGUUGUGUUGUCUUUGAAUAUCUCUAUUUAGGAUCACUGAGACGAUAUCUAUAUGCUCACAGGGCGAGAAAGAUCGGAUACAAAAUUGUGGUUGAGUUUGCGUUGGAUUUGGCCAAUGGACUGAGCUAUCUUCACUCGAAAAAUAUCGUGCAUCGGAAUGUCAAACCUGAGAGCAUGCUUCUUGGCACAGAGGAGGCGGUCGUUAAGAUUGCCGACUUUGGCUUCGCCUGUGUGCAGGCUAAGAAUCCGGAGGACAUGACAGGCGCACUCGGUUACAUGGCCCCGGAGGUUAUUGAGGGCAAGCCAUACGACAGGAAGUCCGAUGUUUACAGCUUUGGGAUAUGCUUGUGGGGGAUCUACUGCUGUGACAUGCCGUACUAUCCAGACAUGAGCUCGGUAGAGGUCUCGUUUGCUGUUGUUCACAAUAAUCUGCGACCCAAGAUCCCACGCUGCUGCCUGACCCGGUUGGCGAACAUCAUGAAGAGAUGCUGGGAUGCUGACCCUGAUAAGCGGCCCGAGAUGAAGGAGGUGGUGCAUCUACUGGAGGAUCUUGACACGACCAAGGGUGGGGGCAUGAUCCCGGAAGGGACGAACCCCGGGUGCUUCUGCUUUUUCAGACCCCGGCGUGUAGGUCCAUAGAUUUGUCUCCAGCAAGCGGCAUUGUG
Molecule: messenger RNA, 1028 nt
Organism: Triticum dicoccoides
Lineage: Eukaryota; Viridiplantae; Streptophyta; Magnoliopsida; Poales; Poaceae
Product: serine/threonine-protein kinase STY13-like
Exons: 6
Coding region: 4-1002 (332 amino acids)
Biological process (GO): protein phosphorylation
Cellular component (GO): plasma membrane
Molecular function (GO): ATP binding; protein serine/threonine kinase activity
Source: RefSeq, a predicted model, not a curated record